CCUGGGCUGGGACACACCUACUCCAACUUUCUCAGCAGCCUCUUCGUGUGCUGUGCCUUCCUGCUCCUUCUCUGCACUUCCCUCCAGAGCCUGUCAGCCGGGUGCUAGUGAAAGAAGCUCCAGUCGGGCAGCCCGCCGGGGGUGCCCUCCCCUACCUGAAGGGCACAGGUUUUGGGAGUUUUUCCACCAUGAUUAUUGCCUCGUUGGGUUUUGUCGUUUUCUUGCUCCAUUGUACAACCUGUGAGAAGCCCCUAGAAGGGAUCGCCUCCUCCUCCGCCUGGCACUUCACACACCCCCUUUAUAAUGCAACCAUCUAUGAGAAUUCUGCUCCCAAGACCUACGUGGAGAGCUCCGUGAAAAUGGGCAUGUACCUUGCCGAGCCCGAGUGGGCAGUGAGGUAUCGGAUCAUAUCCGGAGACGUGGCCAAUGUGUUUAAAACAGAAGAGUACGUGGUGGGCAACUUCUGCUUCCUGCGGAUCAGGACAAAGAGCAGCAACACGGCCCUUCUGAACAGGGAGGUGCAGGACAGCUACACCCUCAUCGUCCAAGCCACGGAGAAGACCUGGGAGUUGGAAGCCCUGACCCGCGUGGUGGUCCACAUCCUGGACCAGAACGACCUGAAGCCCCUCUUCUCCCCGCCUUCCUACCGCGUCACCAUCUCUGAGGACAUGCCCCUCAAGAGCCCCAUCUGCAAGGUGACCGCCACCGACGCCGAUCUGGGCCAGAACGCCGAGUUCUAUUACGCCUUCAACACAAGGUCGGAGAUAUUUGCCAUCCACCCCACCAGCGGCGUGGUCACCUUGGCUGGGAAGCUCAACGUCACGUGGCGAGGGAAGUAUGAACUCCAGGUUCUCGCUGUGGACCGCAUGAGGAAAAUCUCAGAGGGCAACGGAUUUGGCAAUUUGGCGGCACUCACCAUCCACGUGGAGCCUGCCCUCAGGAAGCCCCCGGCCAUCACCUCGGUGGUGGUGACCCCGCCAGACAGCACUGAGGGUGCCACCUAUGCCACUGUAGUGGUAGAUGCACAUAGCUCAGGCGCUGAGGUGGACUCCCUGGACAUUGUGGAUGGUGACCCUGGAAAGUACUUCAAAGCCGUUAAGUCUUACGCCCGGAGCAGGGAGUUCAGUUUGGUGUCGGUCAGAGACAUUGACUGGCUAGAGCACCUGCACGGAUUCAACCUCAGCCUGCAGGCCAGGAGUGGCAGCAGGCCUUUGUCUUCCCAGAUCAGGGGCUUUCACCUCCCCCCUUCCCCACUGACUUCCCUCAAAUUUGAAAAGGCUAUUUACAGAGUGCGGCUUAGCGAGUUCUCCCCUCCCGGCAGCCGCGUGGCGAUGGUGAAAGUCACCCAAGCUCUCCCCAACCUCCAGUAUGUUCUCAAGCCAUCCUCAGAGACUGCAGGGUUUCAACUGAAUGCUCGCACGGGGCUCAUCACCACCACGAAGCUCCUGGACUUCCACGACCGAGCCCACUACCAGCUACACGUCCGAACCUCCCUGGGCCUGGCCUCCACCACCGUGGCCAUCGACAUCUUGGACGGAAACAACCAUGCCCCCGUCUUCAACAGGCCUUCCUAUGCCGGCACCUUUGAUGAGAACAUCCCCCCUGGGACCAGUGUGUUGACUGUCACCGCCACAGACUGGGAUCAUGGAGAGAAUGGCCAUGUCACCUAUUCCAUCGCUCACCCUAAAACUGUGCCCUUUUCGAUCGACCCUUACCUAGGAGUCAUCUCCACCGCCAAACCCAUGGACUAUGAGCUAAUGAACAGAAUUUAUGCCUUCCAGGUACGGGCAUCGGACUGGGGAUCCCCGUUUCGCCAGGAAAAGGAAGUGUCUGUUUCUCUUAGGCUCAGUAACUUGAAUGACAACAAGCCUAUGUUUGAGGAAGUCAACUGCACUGGGUCUAUCCGUGAAGACUGGCCAGUGGGAAAAUCCAUAAAAACUGUGUCAGCGAUAGAUGUGGAUGAGCUUCAGAACCUAAGAUACGAGUUUGUGUCAGGCAACGAACUAGACUAUUUUCAUCUAAAUCCUUUCUCCGGAGUGAUAUCUCUCAAACGCUCUUUUAAGAAUCAUACUGCCGGUUCAUCCAUCACUUAUUCCCUGAAAAUGACAGCCUCCGAUGGGAAAUACUAUGCCUCGCCCACAACUUUGAAUGUUACUGUCGUGAAGGAUCCUCGUUUCGAAGUUCCUAUAACAUGUGCUAAAACAGGGGUGCUGACACAUUUCACAAGGACCAUCCUCCACUCUGUCGGUCUUCCGAACCAGGACCCCAACGACGAGGACUUCCCAUCCCUAAGCGCCUAUCAGAUCAACCAUCACACCCCCCACUUUGAGGACCACUUCCCGCAGUCCAUCGACGUCCUCGAGCGUGUGCCUCUCAACACCUCCCUGGCCCGCCUGGCAGCCACGGACCCUGAUCCUGGCUUUAACGGCAAAUUGGUCUAUGUGAUCGCAGAGGGCAAUGAAGAGGGCUGCUUUGACAUCGAGCUGGAGACAGGGCUGCUCACCGUAGCUGCCCCCUUGGACUACGAAACUACCCGUUUCUAUGUCCUCAAUAUCACAGUGUAUGACCUGGGCACGCCCCAGAAGUCCUCCUGGAAGCUUCUGACCGUGAAUGUCAAAGACUGCAAUGACAACGCGCCCCGGUUUCCUCCUGGCGGGUACCAGAUCGCCAUCUCAGAGGACACAGAAGUCGGAGCCACAGUGGCAGCGCUGAAAGCCCAUGAUGCCGAUUCAGACGACAACGGGAGGGUUCACUACACCUUGCUGAGCCCCACAGAGAAGUUCUCCCUCCGCCCGCUCACAGGGGAACUGCUUGUCACUGGACGCCUGGACCGGGAAGCAGAACCUCAGUACGUACUCAAGGUGGAGGCCAGGGACCAGCCCAGGCAGGGCCACCAGCUCUUCUCUGUCACUGACCUGACUGUCACCUUGGAAGAUGUCAAUGACAACUCGCCCCAGUGCAUCACAGAAGUCAGUAGCCUGAAGGUCCCAGAGGACUUGCCCCCAGGAACCAUCCUAACAUUUCUGGAUGCCUUUGACCCUGACCUGGGCCCAGCGGGAGACGUUCGAUAUGUCCUGCUGGACGAUGCCCACGAGACCUUCCAGGUGAACCCGAUGACUGGCGCACUCAGUCUGGAGAAAGAGCUGGACUUUGAGAGGCAGGCUGGCUAUAAUCUGAGCCUGUGGGCCAGUGACAGUGGGAGGCCCUUGGCCCGCAGGACCCUCUGCCACGUGAAGGUGAUAGUCCUGGAUGUGAAUGAGAAUCUCCACCCUCCCAGCUUUGCCUCCUUUGUGCACCAAGGCCAGGUGCGUGAGAACAGCCCCCCAGGAACCCAGGUGAUGGUUGUGGCUGCCCACGAUGACGACAGUGGCUUGGACGGGGAGCUUCAAUACUUCCUGCGGGCUGGCACCGGUCUUACAACUUUUAGCAUCAACCAAGACACAGGACUGAUUCAGACUCUGGCACCGCUGGACCGGGAAUUUGUGUCCUGCUACUGGCUGACGGUGCUAGCAGUAGAUCGGGGUUCCAUACCCCUCUCUGCUGUAACUGAGGUCUACAUCGAGGUUACAGAUAUCAACGAUACCCCACCCCGCAUGUCCAGACCCGUGUUCUACCCCUCCGUCCGGGAGGACGCGCCCUUGCGCACUUCUGUGCUUCAGCUGGACGCCUGGGACCUGGACUCCAGCUCCAAAGGGAAGCUGACCUUCAACAUCACCAGUGGGAACCACCUGGGAUUCUUCGCUAUUCAUCCUCUCACAGGUCUGCUGUCCACGGCCCGGCAGCUGGACCGAGAGAACAAGGAUGAACACAUCCUGGAGGUGGCUGUGCUGGACAACGGGGAACCCCCACUACGGUCCACCUCCAGGGUGGUGGUGUGCAUCUUGGACGUCAAUGACAACCCCCCCGUGUUCUCCCACAAGCUCUUCAAUGUCCGUCUUCCAGAGAGGUUGAGCCUGGUGACCCCUGGGCCUGUGUACAGGCUGGUGGCUUCGGACCUGGAUGCGGGUCUCAAUGGACGGGUCACCUACAGUAUAGAGGAGAGCGACAAGGAGGGCUUCAGUAUCGACCCAGUCACGGGCGUGGUGUCAUCGAGCAGCACCUUCACAGCCGGAGAGUACAACAUCCUAACGAUCAAGGCAACAGACGGCGGGCAGCCUCCACUCUCAGCCAGUGUCCGGCUACACAUUGAGUGGAUUCCCCAGCCCCGGCCCUCCUCCAUCCUGCUGGCCUUUGACGAGCCCCACUACAGCUUUACAGUCAUGGAGACAGACCCCGUGAACCACAUGGUGGGGGUCAUCAGUGUGGAGGGCCGACCUGGCCUCUUCUGGUUCAACAUCUCAGGUGGGGACCAGGACAUGGACUUUGACAUCGAGAAGACCACGGGCAGCAUCGUCAUCGCCAAGCCUCUCGAUACGAGGAGGAGGUUGAGUUAUAAUUUGACCGUGGAGGUGACUGAUGGGUCCCACACCAUUGCCACCCAGGUCUAUAUCUUCAUGAUUGCCAACGUGAACCACCAUCGGCCCCAGUUUCUAGAAGCUCACUAUGAGGUCAGGGUUCCCCAAGACACACUGCCUGGGGUUGAGCUCGUCCGAGUCCAGGCCACCGAUGAAGACAAGGGCAAGGGCCUCAUCUACACCAUACACGGCAGCCAAGACCCAGAAAGUGCCAGCCUCUUCCAGCUGGACCCAAGCAGUGGUGUUCUGGUGACAGUGGGGAAAUUGGACCUGGGCUCAGGGCCCUCCCAGCACAUGCUGACAGUCAUGGUCCGAGACCAGGAGAUGCCCACCAAGAGGAAUUUUGUGUGGGUAUCCAUUCACGUGGAGGAUGGGAACCUCCACCCACCCCACUUCACCCAGCUGCACUACGAGGUGAAUAUUCCUGACACCACAGCCCUUGGCACGGAGCUGCUCCAAGUCCGAGCCCUGGACGGUGACCGGGGAGCCAACGCUGAGGUCCACUACUCCUUUCUGAAAGGGAACAGCAAGGGUUUCUUCAACAUCGAUGCCCUACUAGGCAUCCUCACGCUAGCCCAGAAACUCGAUCAGGCACACCCUGCCCGGCAUACUCUGACAGUGAAGGCAGAAGACCAAGGCUCCCCACGGAGGCAUGACCUGGCAACAGUGAUCAUUCACGUCCACCCUUCAGAGAACAGUGCCCCCAUCUUUUCAAAAGCCGAGUACUUUGUAGAGAUCCCUGAAUCCAUCCCUCUUGGUUCCCCAAUUCUCCUUGUCUCAGCUACAAGCUCCUCUGAAGUUACCUAUGAGUUACGAGAGGGAAACAAGGAUGGCGUAUUCUCCAUGAACUCAUAUUCUGGCCUCAUUUCCACCCAGAAGAACUUGGACCAUGAGACAAUUUCCUCUUACCAGCUGAAAAUCCGAGGCAGCAACAUGGCGGGCGCAUUUUCUGAUGUCAUGGUUCUGGUUUACAUCAUUGAUGAAAACGACAACGCCCCCAUGUUCUCAAAGUCGACCUUUGUGGGCCAAGUUAGUGAAGCAGCUCCCUUGUACAGCAUGAUCAUGGAUGAAAACAACAACCCCUUUGUGAUUCGUGCCUCUGACCGCGACGCAGAAGCUAAUUCCUUGUUGAUCUAUGAAAUUUUGGAGCAAGAGGCUUUGAAGUUUGUCAAAAUUGAUCCUAGGAUGGGAACGCUAACCGUCAUAUCAGAGAUGGACUACGAGAGCAUGACCUCUUUGCAAUUCAGCAUCUAUGUCCAUGACCAAGGAAGCCCCAUCUUAUUUGCACCCAAGUCUGCCCAGGUCAUCAUCUAUAUCAGAGACGUAAAUGACUCUCCUCCCAGGUUCUCAGACCAGAUAUAUGAAGUAACGAUAGUGAAGCCCAUCCAUCGGGGUAUGGAUCUCCUCAUGGUGUGGGCCAGUGACAAUGACUCAGAAGUCAAUUAUAGCAUCAAAACUGGCAAUGCUGAUGAAGCUGUCGCCAUUGAUCCCAUCAGGGGUCUCAUAUCUGUGUUGAAUCCUGAUCUCCUGGGACGCUCUCGGGAGCUCACCAUCCGGGCUUCUGAUGGCCUGUAUCAAGAUACCGCACUGGUAAAAAUUUCUUUGACACAAGCUCUUAACACAAGCUUACGGUUUGACCAGGAUGUCUACAGGGCAACAGUGAAGGAGAAUUCUCGGGACAAAAAGGCACUGGUGAUUCUUGGCGUCCAGGGAAAUCAUUUGAAUGACACUCUUUACUACUUCCUCUUAAAUAGCACAGAUAUGUUUUGUAUGGUCAAGUCAGCAGGCGUGUUGCAGACAAGAGGAGUGGCGUUUGACCGAGAACAGCAGGACACUCAUGAGGUAGCAGUGGAAUUGAGGGACAAUCGGACCCCUCAGCGGGUGGCUCAGGCUCUGGUCAGAAUCUCUGUUGAGGAUGUCAAUGACAAUCACCCUGAAUUUAACCAUCUGCCCUAUCACACAAUCAUCCAAGAUGGCACAGAGCCAGGGGAUGUCCUCUUUCAAGUGUCUGCCACUGACCAAGAUUUGGGAGUAAAUGGUGCUGUCACAUAUGCAUUUGCAGAAGAUUACACAUAUUUUCGAAUUGACCCCUAUCUUGGGGACAUAUCACUGAAGAAACCCUUUGAUUAUCAAGCUUUAAAUAAGUACCGCCUCAAAGUCAUUGCUCGCGAUGGAGGAACCCCAUCCCUCCAGACUGAGGAUGAGGUACUUGUCAUCGUCAGAAAUAAAUCCAACCCACUGUUUCAGAGUCCUUACUAUAAAAUCAGAGUGCCUGAAAAUAUCACACUCUAUACCCCAAUUCUCCACACUCAGGCCCGGAGUCCAGAGGGACUCCGGCUCAUCUAUAACAUUGUGGAGGAAGAACCCUUGAUGCUGUUCACCAUUGACUUUAAGACCGGUGUCCUAACAGUAACGGGCCCUUUGGACUAUGAGUCCAAGACCAAACAUGUGUUCACGGUCAGAGCCACAGACACAGCUCUGGGGUCAUUCUCUGAAGCCACAGUGGAAGUCCUGGUGGAGGACGUCAAUGAUAAUCCUCCCACCUUCUCGCAGUUGGUCUACACCACUUCAGUCUCAGAAGGUUUGCCCGCUCAGACCCCUGUGAUCCAACUGUUGGCUUCUGACCAGGACUCAGGACGCAACCGUGAUGUCUCCUAUCAGAUCGUAGAGGAUGGCUCAGAUGAUUCUAAAUUCUUCCAGAUCAAUGGGAGCACGGGGGAAAUGUCCACAGCUCGAGAGCUGGAUUAUGAAGCCCAACAGCACUUUCAUGUGAAGGUCAGGGCCAUGGAUAGAGGAGAACCCCCGCUCACUGGUGAAACCCUUGUGGUCGUUGGUGUGUCUGACAUCAACGACAAUCCCCCCGAGUUCAGGCAACCUCAAUAUGAAGCCAACGUUAGUGAGCUAGCAACCUGUGGACACCUGGUUCUCAAAGUUCAAGCUCUAGACCCCGACAGCAAGGACACCUCCCGCCUGGAGUACCUGAUUCUUUCUGGCAAUCAGGACCGGCAUUUCUCCAUGAACAGCUCAUCGGGAAUCAUUUCCAUGUUGAACCUUUGCAAAAAGCACCUGGACUCUUCUUACAAUUUGAGGGUAGGUGCUUCUGAUGGGGUCUUCCUAGCAACUGUGCCUGUGUAUAUCAACACUACAAACGCCAACAAGUAUAGCCCAGAGUUCCAGCAGCAUGUUUACGAGGCAGAAUUGGCAGAGAAUGCACAGGUAGGAACCAAGGUGAUUGAGUUGCUAGCCAUCGACCAAGACAGUGGUCCCUACGGCACUGUAGAUUAUACCAUCAUCAAUAAACUGGCAGGGGAGAAGUUCUCCAUAAACCCCCGUGGCCAGAUCACCACUCUGCAGAAAUUGGAUCGGGAAAACUCAACAGAAAGAGUCAUUGCUAUUAAGGUCAUGGCUCAGGAUGGAGGAGGAAGGGUGGCCUUCUGCACGGUGAAGAUCAUCCUCACAGAUGAAAAUGACAACGCUCCACAGUUCAAAGCCUCUGAGUACAUCGUGUCCAUUCAAUCCAAUGUCAGUAAGGACUUCCCAGUCAUCCAGGUGCUGGCCUAUGACGCAGAUGAAGGGCGAAAUGCAGAUGUCACCUACUCCAUAGACUCAAUCAAGGGCUUGGAUAAAAACAUCACUGAAAUCAACCCCACCACGGGUGUGGUCAAGGUGAAAGAGAGCCUGGUGGGAUUGGAAAAUCGGGCCUUUGACUUAAGAAUCAAAGCCCAAGAUGGGGGCCCUCCUCAUUGGAACUCUCUGGUGCAGUUACAGCUCUGGGUAGUUGCUAAUGAAGCAUCCUUGCCCAAAUUUUCUGAACCUCUGUAUACAUUCUCUGCAUCUGAAGACCUUCCAGAAGGGUCUGAAAUUGGUUCUGUGAGAGCCGUGGCAGCUGAAGAUCCAGUCAUCUACAGUUUAGUGCAGGGCACCACACCAGAGAGCAACAGGGAUGGUGUCUUCUCCUUGGACAAAAACACAGGGGUUCUAAAGCUGAGGAAGACCAUGGACUAUGAGUCCACCAAGUGGUACCAGAUUGAUCUGAUGGCACACUGUCCCCAUAAUGACACUUACUUGGUUUCCUUGGUAUCUGUCAACAUCCAAGUGAAGGAUGUCAAUGACAAUAGGCCUAUAUUUGAGGCUGAUCCAUAUAAAGCUGUCCUCACUGAGAAUAUGCCAGUGGGAACCACAGUCAUUCAAGUGACGGCCAAUGACCAGGACACUGGGAAUGAUGGCCAGGUGAGUUACAGGCUGCCCGUGGACCCCGACAGCAAUAUCCAUGAGCUCUUUGCCAUUGACAGUGAGACUGGCUGGAUCACCACACUCCGGGAACUUGAUUGUGAGACCCACCAGACCUACCACUUUUAUGUGGUGGCCUAUGACCAUGGCCGGACCACCCAGCUGUCUUCUCAGGUCCUGGUUGAAGUCUCCAUUACAGAUGAGAAUGACAAUGCUCCCCAAUUUGCUUCUGAAGACUACAGAGGAUCUGUGGUUGAGAAUAGUGAACCUGGUGAACCUGUGGCCAUUCUUAAAACCUUUGAUGCUGAUAUCUCUGAGCAGAACAGACAGGUCACCUGCUAUAUCACAGAGGGAGACCCCUUGGGCCAGUUUGGCAUCAGCCAAGAUGGAGACGAGUGGAGGAUUUUCUCGAGGAAGACCCUCGACCGUGAGCACAUAGCCAAGUACUUGCUCAGAAUCACAGCUUCUGAUGGCAAAUUCCAGGCUGCGGUCAAUGUGGAGAUCUUCGUCCUGGACAUCAAUGAUAACAGCCCUCAGUGCUCACAGCUUCUCUAUACCGGCAAAGUCAAUGAAGAUAUAUCUCCAGGACACUUCAUUUUGAAAGUUUCUGCAACAGACGUGGACUCUGAUAUCAAUGCUCAGAUCACAUAUUCUCUGCAUGGUCCUGGAGCAGAUGAAUUUAAGCUAGAUCCUCAUACAGGGGAGCUGACCACACUCACAGCCCUAGACCGAGAGAGGAAGGAUGUGUACAGCCUUGUUGCCAAGGCAACGGAUGGAGGCGGCCAGUCUUGCCAGGCGGACGUGACCCUCCACGUGGAGGACGUGAAUGACAACGCCCCCCGGUUCUCCCCCAGCCACUGCGCUGUGGCUGUCUUCGACAACACCACAGUGAACACCCCGGUGGCAGUGGUACUGGCCCGAGAUCCCGACCAAGGCGCCAAUGCCCAGGUAGUUUACUCUCUGACGGACUCUGCGGAAGGCCACUUUUCCAUCGAGGCCAACACAGGCGUGAUUCGGCUGGAGAAGCCGCUGCGGGUCAGGCCGCAGGCGGCACUGCAGCUCACCGUCCGCGCCUCUGACCUGGGCACCCCACUCCCGCUGUCCACGCUGGGCACCGUCACGGUCUCUGUGGUGGGCCUGGAAGACUACCUGCCCAUGUUCCUGAACACCGAGCACAGCGUGCAGGUGCCCGAGGACGCCCCACUUGGCACAGAGGUGCUGCAGCUGGCCACCCUCACGCGCCCGGGCGCCGAGAAGACCGGCUACCGCGUGGUCAGUGGCAACGAGCAGGGGCGGUUCCGCCUGGAUAGCCGCACAGGGAUCCUGUACAUCAACAGGAGCCUAGAUUUUGAGACAAGCCCCAAGUACUACCUGUCCAUCGAGUGCAGCCGGAAAGGCUCUUCCUCCCUCAGUGACAUGACCACAAUCGUGAUCAACAUCACUGAUACCAACGAACACCGGCCCAGAUUCCCCCAGGCUCUGUACAGCACGCAGGUCUUAGAGAAUGCCGUCGUGGGUAAAGUUGUGCUCACAUUGUCAGCUACUGAUAAAGAUGGACCCCUAAAUAGUGACAUCACCUACAGCCUGGUAGGAGGGAACCAGCUCGGGCACUUCUACAUUCACCCCAAGAAGGGGGAGCUACAGGUGGCCAAGGCCCUGGAUUGGGAGCAGACUUCUAGCUAUUCCCUGAGGCUCCGAGCCACAGACAGCGGGCAGCCCCCCCUGCACGAUGACACAGAUGUCACUGUCCGCGUGAUUGACGUCAAUGAUAACCCACCGAGAUUCUUCCAGCUCAAUUACAGCACCUCUGUCCAGGAGAACUCCCUCAUCGGCAGCAAAGUCCUGCAGCUGGUCCUGAGCGAUCCAGACUCCCCAGAGAAUGGCCCCCCCUACUCAUUUCAAAUCACCAAGGGGAACGAUGGCUCUGCCUUCCGAGUGACCCCAGAUGGAUGGCUGGUGACCGCCAUGGGCCUGAGCAGGAGAGCCCAGGAAUGGUAUCAGCUUCAGAUCCAGGUGUCAGACAGUGGCGUCCCUCCCCUCUCAUCUUCCACGUCGGUCAGAGUUCACGUCACAGAGCAGAGCCACUACCCGCCCUCUGCCCUCCCACUGGAGGUCUUCAUCACCGUCGGGGAGGAGGAGUUCCAGGGCGGCCUGGUGGGCAAAAUCCAUGCUACAGACGGAGACCCGCAGGACACGCUGACCUACAGCCUGGCAGCAGAGGGGACCCUGGGGAAGCUCUUCUCAGUGGGCGCAUCUGAUGGCACGAUUAUCGCUGCCCGGGGACUGCCUCGUGGCCGCUAUACUUUCAACGUCACGGUCAGCGAUGGGACCUUCACAACCAGUGCUGGGGUCCACGUCCAUGUGUGGCACGUGGGGCGGGAGGCUCUGCAGCAGAGCAUGUGGAUGGGCUUCCAUCAGCUCACCCCAGAGGAGCUGGUGAGCGAUCACUGGCGGAACCUGCAGAGGUUCCUCAGCAACAAGCUGGACAUCAAACGAGCCAACAUCCACCUGGCCAGCCUUCAGCCUACAGAGGCCAUGGCUGGGGUGGAUGUGCUCCUGGUCUUUGAGGGGCAUUCCAGAACCUUCCAUAAGAUGCAGGAGCUGGCAACCAUCAUCACUCGCUCAGCCAAGGAGAUGGAGCACUCGAUGGGAAUUCAGAUGAGGUCAGCUAUGCCUGUGGUGCCCUGCCAUGGGCCAAGCUGCCAGGGUCAGCUCUGCCAAGAGACAGUGCAACUGGGCCCCAGGGUCGGGCCCACGUACAGCACCGCCAGGCUCAGCAUCCUAACCCCGCGGCACCGCCUGGAGAGAAACUGCUCCUGCAACGGUACAGCCGCAAGGUUCAGCGGUCAGAGCUUCGGGCGGUACAGUCUCCCAGAGGCUCAGAACUGGCACGUCCGUUUCCGUCUGAAAACACUCCAGUCACAGGCCAUGCUCCUGUUCAGCAAUGGGACAGUGUGUAUCGCCCUGAAGCUGGUUAAUGGAGUGCUCCACCUGGAAUACCAUUGCCCUGGUGGUUUCUAUGGAACUCUUGCCUCCUGGCGCCACGUGAAUGACCAAGAGUGGCACUCCAUUCUGGUGAAGGAGACGGACACUUCCAUUCGCCUGAUGGUGGAUGGCACAGGCAACGACUCCCUUGUGCUCCCAGAGAACUGCCAGGGUCUGAGGCCUGAGCGAGACCUCUUUCUGGGCGGCCUUGUCCUCUCGCAUUCUCCCCCAAAUGUCUCUCAGGGCUUCGAAGGCUGCUUGGAUGCGGUCAUGCUCAACGGAGAGGCACUGGAGCUGCUGGCCCACGGCAGGAAGGCAGCAGGCUUGCUGGAGAGGCAGGCUCUCACCCAGUGCUGCUUCCCCAGUGACGACUGCAGCCAGAACCCCUGUCUCAAUGGUGGGACGUGCUCACAGGCCCACGAGAAAGGCUAUGUCUGCACGUGUCCCCCACAGUUCUCUGGGAAGCACUGUGAACAAAGAAAAGAGAACUGCACUUUGGCACCCUGCCUGGAAGGUGGAACUUGCAUCUCCUCCCCUGAGGGAGCCUCCUGUAGCUGCCCUCACCCUUAUACGGGAGACAGGUGUGAAAUGGAAGCAAGGGGCUGCUCAGAAGGACAUUGCCUCGUCACCCCUGAGAUCGAAAGGGGGGACUGGGGCCAGCUGGAGAUUCUGAUCAUCAUAGCGGCCCUACUGUUCACCAUUAUGAGCACCGUGGGGCUUUUCUUCUACUGCCGCCGUUGCAAGUCUCACAAGCCCGUGGCCAUGGAAGACCCAGACCUCUUGGCCAGGAGUGUUGGUGUUGACACCCAAGCUAUGCCCGCCAUUGAGCUCAACCCCCUGAGCACCAGCUCCUGCAACAAUCUGAACCAACUGGAGCCCAGCAAGACGUCAGUUCCGAACGAGCUGGUCACUUUUGGACCCAGCUCUAAGCAGCAGCCCGUGGUCUGCAGUGUGCCUCCCAGACUGCCACCAGCCGCAGCCCCUGCCCGCGCUGACAAUGAGCCCGUCAUUAAGAGGACCUGGUCAGGCGAGGAGAUGGCCUACCCAAGUAGAGUCACGGUCUGGCCCCCUACUUACUCCAGGAACGAACGCUGGGAACACCCCCACUCGGAAGUGACCCAGGGCCCUCUGCCGCCCUCACCUCACCACCACCAGACCCCAGCUGUGAUGCCGGAACCCACUGGCCUCUACAGGGGUUUCCCCUUCCCACUGGUGCUGGAAAACAAGCGGGCACCUCUCCCACCCCGUUAUAGCAACCAGAACCUGGAAGAUCUGAUGCCCCCACGGCCCCCCAGUCCCCGGGAGCGCCUGCUGGCACCCUGUCUCAAUGAGUACACAGCCAUCAGCUACUACCACUCCCAGAUCCGGCAGGGAGGGGGAGGGCCCUGUCUGGCAGAGGGGGACUAUAAGGGGGUGAGUAUGCGCCUCAGCAGGGCCGGACCCUCUUAUGCCGACUGCGAGGUGGGGGGUGGGCUUCCCACAGGCCAGGGCCAGCCCCAGGUCCCCCCCAACUACGAGGGCUCUGACAUGGUGGAGAGUGAUUACGGGAGCUGUGAGGAGGUCAUGUUCUAGCUGUCCUCAGAGGGAGGCAGGUGGGAGGCCAGUGACCUGGCCCCUUCCUCCUGUCUUAUAGGCCGUGAGUGGAGCGUGGCUGGGAAAGUGGGAGGGAAGCCCCCAUGCCCAGGCCAGGCUGCCAUACCUUGAAAUGUGCUCUUCCAGACCCCUAGCUAGUCCCUGAGGAUAGAGGGAAGCUGAGGGUAGAGCUCCAGAAACAGCACUAGGGCCCCCAGCAGAAAGGGGAUGCACAGAGCAGUUACCUUGGAAAACUAGGAAAAACUGACUCUUGAUAAGGGCAAGAGGCAGCGUGUCUUAUUGAUCUGUCAUCUCUCAGUCCCUAGCGAGGCAGGGCCUGAACUACUGGGUCAGCUGUGUCAGGGUGCAUUGUUACACCUGCCCACCGCUCCAUUCUGGAGGCAGAGGCAGAUUCGUGCCUCACAGGCGGCCAUUCCACCCGCUAUAGAGAGGAGGUCCUAGGGUCGCUGACCCGGGAGCGCCACAGGGUGUCCUCCUAGGGGCUGGGAGGUGAGCAGCAGGCGAGCAGUUACCAAAAGUCACCUAUGCACCCUGCCUCAUUCGUACAUCCGUUGCAGCAUCUGCUCCCUGUCAAUCACAGUGCUGGGCACUGGGGAUAAGAUGAUGAAUGAAGGCCACAAGGUACCUGAGGAGCAUCACUUGGCCUCAGUCUUCGUGAGGUCCUACUCCUCGAAUUCAGAUUCCAACCAAGCAGCGUGCUCUGCCUCUUUAAGUCACAGGACUUUCUACCAGUCAGGGCCGGCCAGGAUUCACGCAGCCCUGGACCUUCUUUGGUAAAGAAUUCAGACCUCAUGGAACUCUGGGUUCUUCAUCCCAAGUUUCUCAAGCACUUUGGGCCAAAGGCAGGAAAGACAUAAUUCUUCAUUUUUAAAAUUCUUAGGCACUUUUCAACCUUGCUGUCGGGAUGCGUUGCCCCAAGGGGAUUUUUCUUCCCUAGACGCAAGGAACUCAGAAUGUCCAUUCAGGGCAGGGUGGAGACAGGGCGCCACAUAGCAGAGUGUUCAGACUGGACACCCAGCCCCUGCCUGCCCUCCCGUCUCAGACACCUGCCAAUCUAAGUAUUACCUACAGUGACUCCGCCCUAUGCAUGGAGGGUCAAUGUGGGCACGUGUCUACACAUGUGGGCGCCUGUGUAUAGUGUGUGUGUACACAUGUGUAGAACGUAUGUAGCCAGGAGUGGCAGGGACCAGAGAAUUCCGGUGGCCUCGCCACUCCCUAGCCUGCCAAUCCCUCUCUCCGGUCCAUUGCCUUUUCAUGUGUUGUUUCUGGAGACAAAAGUCAAAAGGAAGAACAAGAGACUCUCACCCACAGGGUUGCUGCUUACAGCGAGAGGGAGCUGUGUGGGUGAGAGCAUAUUUGUGUGAGUGCUUAGCGGCUGUGUGUGCGCCUGUGAGUGUGAAUGACAAAUGACGGGGUGCAUGGUUUCAUGGUCAUUUUUUUUUUUUUUUAACAAUAAAGUAUCUUUUUUUACUGUUA
Molecule: messenger RNA, 14738 nt
Organism: Rhinolophus ferrumequinum (greater horseshoe bat)
Lineage: Eukaryota; Metazoa; Chordata; Mammalia; Chiroptera; Rhinolophidae
Gene: FAT2
Product: FAT atypical cadherin 2
Exons: 24
Coding region: 189-13241 (4350 amino acids)
Biological process (GO): homophilic cell-cell adhesion
Cellular component (GO): plasma membrane; cell-cell junction
Molecular function (GO): calcium ion binding
Source: RefSeq, a predicted model, not a curated record